Dracunculus medinensis (Guinea worm) is the source of this 582-nucleotide messenger RNA. Lineage: Eukaryota; Metazoa; Nematoda; Chromadorea; Rhabditida; Dracunculidae. The record is from the annotation of a GenBank genome assembly.
AUGGCAAAACGACAAUACGAUUUGCUCUUUAAAUUACUUUUAAUUGGUGACAGUGGAGUUGGCAAAACGUGUAUUCUAUACAGAUUUAGUGAUGAUGCCUUUAAUACAACAUUCAUUUCUACUAUAGGAAUCGAUUUUAAAAUCAAAACGAUUGAAUUGAGAGGAAAGAAAAUUAAGCUUCAAAUAUGGGAUACAGCUGGUCAAGAACGAUUUCAUACAAUAACUACAUCAUAUUACCGUGGUGCUAUGGGCAUAAUGCUAGUGUAUGAUAUAACAAAUGCAAAAAGCUUUGAUAAUAUAGCGAAAUGGUUGCGGAAUAUCGAUGAGCAUGCAUCUGAAGAUGUUGAAAAGAUGCUCUUAGGUAAUAAAUGUGAUAUGGCUGAUCGUCGAGUUGUCUCACGUGAGCGAGGUGAAAAAAUAGCCAGUGAUCAUGGAAUAAGAUUUCUGGAAACAUCAGCCAAAGCAAAUAUACAAAUUGAUAAAGCAUUUUACGAUCUCGCUGAAGCCAUUCUCGACAAAGUACAGCCGACUAUUCGACCAAUUGAUUCGACCGCUGCAUCUCAAAGAAGUGGUUGCUGCUAA